GCCUUUUAUACGGUUACCCGCCAAAAUAUUUUGUGCAGGAUUUUUUCGACGUCACUUUGCUACAUAAAAAUAUCCAACCGGCGCCCAAUUAUCUUUUCCUCAAGCUAUUCCCAUCUAUCCCACUAUGUCCAAUCUUCCAGAACAAGUACAGGACUUGAAGCUUUCUCAGGAGAAUGUGAUUCUCGGUGCCGACGGACUCCCAUUGUCCAAAAAGGCGUUGAAGAAGCUCGAGAAGGAGGCCGAGAAGGAAAAGAAAAAGGCUGAAAUCGCCGCCAGAAUCGCGCAGGAACAAGCCGAGAGAGCUGCAAAGGCUUCCGCCGACGAUUUUGCCAAGGCCAGAUACGGUAAGAUGGCCAUGAACAACUCUUCGUUCAAGACCGGUGUCCGGCGCGUGAAGUUGGACACCUUGUCUGCGGCUAACGACGGCCAGGAGGUUGUCUUCAGAGCUAGAGUCAACAAGUCGCGCCAGCAGGGUGCCACCAUGGUGUUCCUCUCGUUGCGCCAGCAGACUGAGUCUAUCCAGGCGUUGGUCAAGGCGGAUGAGACCACCAUCUCCAAGCCUAUGGUCAAGUGGGCUUCCUCCAUCAACUUGGAGUCCAUUGUGUUGGUGCAUGGUAUUGUCAAGAAGGUUUCCGAGGAAAUCAAGUCUGCCACCAUCCAAGACGCCGAGAUCCAGGUCACCAAGAUCUACACCAUUGCUGAAACCCCACAGCAGUUGCCUAUGUUGAUUGAGGAUGCCUCCAGAUCCGACGCCGACGCCGAGGCUGCUGGUCUUCCGGUGGUCAACUUGGACACCAGAUUGGAUUCCAGAGUGAUUGACUUGAGAACUGUAACCAACCAGGCAAUCUUCAAGAUCCAGGCCGGUGUGUGUGCGUUAUUCAGGGAAUUCUUGAUGAAGAACAACUUCACGGAGAUCCACACCCCAAAGAUCAUUGCGGCUGCAUCUGAGGGUGGCUCCAACGUCUUUGAGGUCUCGUACUUCAAGGGCAAGGCCUAUCUCGCACAGUCGCCACAAUUGUACAAGCAGCAAUUGAUCGCCGCCGACUUUGAGAGAGUUUUCGAGAUUGCGCCAGUCUUCAGAGCCGAAAACUCCAACACCCACAGACACAUGACUGAGUUCACCGGUUUGGAUCUCGAGAUGGCGUUCGAGGAGCACUACGACGAGGCCAUUGACAUGUUGGCCGACUUGUUUGUCUUUAUUUUCUCUGAAUUAAAAACCAGAUACGCAAAGGAGAUUGCUACCGUCAGAAAGCAGUUCCCUGUGGAAGAGUUCAAGGUCCCAGCCAGCGGUGAGAUGGUGAGAUUGCACUUCAAGGAGGGUAUCCAGAUGUUGAGAGACGCCGGUAAGGUCGUGGACGACUUCGAGGACUUGUCCACCGAGCAUGAAAAGUUCUUGGGGAAGUUGGUCCGCGAGAAGUACGACACAGACUUCUACAUCUUGGACAAAUUCCCAUUGGCCAUCAGACCAUUCUAUACCAUGCCAGAUGCUGAGGACCCACGCUACUCCAACUCCUACGACUUCUUCAUGAGAGGCGAGGAAAUUUUGUCGGGUGCCCAACGUGUCCACGACUCUGAGUUUUUGAAGGAGAGAAUGGCUGCACACGAAGUUGACUCUGACGUGCCGGGCCUCAACGACUACAUCGAGGCCUUUUCCUACGGCUGUCCUCCGCACGCCGGUGGUGGAAUUGGUCUCGAAAGAGUCGUCAUGUUCUUCUUGGAUUUAAAGAACAUCAGAAGAGCAUCCUUGUUCCCACGUGACCCUAGACGUGUCCGUCCAUAGGUUUGUAAUUAAACAAGUUAUUCAGAGGAGAUUUGAACAAUGGUUAAUGGAGUUGGCGUAAGCAGUUGGCGUAUAAGUUGGAAAAAAUUAUAUAGCUAAGGAUGUCGCCAGUACAUCGGUGGAUGGGUUUUUUAGAGAGUCAAGCACGGGGAGAAUUUCUAGGCGUACAUUACCUUUGAAUAAAUAUGGUCCAUAUACUUAUUUCGAGUUGUUGUUAGCCAC
Babjeviella inositovora NRRL Y-12698 is the source of this 2002-nucleotide messenger RNA. It is a transcript of the gene DPS1-1, whose product is annotated as aspartate--tRNA ligase. The transcript has a single exon. Gene Ontology annotation, molecular function: aspartate-tRNA ligase activity; ATP binding; RNA binding. Gene Ontology annotation, biological process: aspartyl-tRNA aminoacylation. NCBI's taxonomy places the organism in Eukaryota, Fungi, Ascomycota, Pichiomycetes, Serinales. Gene Ontology annotation, cellular component: aminoacyl-tRNA synthetase multienzyme complex; cytoplasm; cytosol. The record is from RefSeq and is a predicted model, not a curated record. The coding region runs from base 125 to 1780 and encodes 551 amino acids.